Anastrepha ludens (Mexican fruit fly) is the source of this 1697-nucleotide messenger RNA. Its product is annotated as tigger transposable element-derived protein 1-like. NCBI's taxonomy places the organism in Eukaryota, Metazoa, Arthropoda, Insecta, Diptera, Tephritidae. The transcript has 2 exons. Bases 1125 to 1697 code for a protein of 190 amino acids. The record is from RefSeq and is a predicted model, not a curated record. Gene Ontology annotation, molecular function: nucleic acid binding.
AAGAUCAGGUGGAGAAGGACUUGGCUUCACUUGGUGUGUCCAACUGGCGCCGGUUAGCACGAGAAAGAAACGACUGGCGCGCUUUGUUAAACUCGGCCAAAAUCGCGUAAGCGGUUAUAGCGCCAAUUAAGAAGAAGAAGAAGUGCCACAUUACCAAAAUGUGUUCAAAACAACCGAAAGUGCUUAAAUUACAAGAAAAGGCAAAUAUUUUGGAUUUAUUAGAAAAGGGUGCAAGUGCGGUAGCUUUAGCAAAACAAUAUGGUAUCUCAAAAUCAACAAUUAGCAAGAUAAAAAUAAAAAAAAAAUAAAAUUUUGGACUGUGUCAAUAAUAUGCUUUCCGGCCCGGGAAAAAGAAAGACAUUAAGAGCAUCAGAGUUGCCGAAAAUGGAAAAGCGCCUGUAUCAAUGGUUUGUAAAGCAGAGAGAAAAGCAUUAUCCGGUUAAUGCAUUAGCGCUCAAACAAAGGGCUAAAGAAAUUCAUCUAAAAAGGAAUGUUCUUUUAACGCAAGUGAUGGAUGGUUGCAAGGUUUUAAAAAAAGAUAUGGAGUUCGCCUGCUUAAAAUAACUGGAGAAAAGCUAUCUUCACAGCCUUUGCUGGUCGAACCAUUUAAAAUCAAACUUAAACAAAAAAAUGAAGAAAUGGGUCUUUGCCAUGAUCCAUUGUACAAUGCUGAUGAGUCUGGCUUAUUUUGGAAAAUUUUGCCAGAAAAGUCUUACGUAUCAAGUGCCGAAAAAACUGCUCCGGGCGUAAAGACAGAAAAACAACGCGUUACUUUUUUAUGUUGUGCUAAUGCUUCCGGAAAUCAUAAGCUUAAAUUGUUGGUGAUUGGGAAGGCAAAAAAUCCACGCAUUUUCAAAAACUUUAACUGCCCAACUGAGUACAAGAGUUCCAAGUCCUCAUGGAUGACAUCAGCUAUUUUCUACGAUUGGUUUCACAAAUCCUUUGUGCCACAGGUUAAUAUUUGUUCUGCUACAGAAAAAAUAUCGCUUUUAAUAGCUAAGAUUUUCUAAUUUUAGGUAACAGAUUUUCUUUUAAAAAAGGACUUGCCAGUCCUUCUGAUAGACAAUGCUCCAUCUCAUCCAAGUGAAUUAGAGCUUAAAACAGAAGAUGGAAACAUAGUUGCAAUGUUCUUUCCUCCGAAUGUAACCCCACUUAUCCAACCAAUGGAUCAAAACGCAAUUAAAAUAACGAAGCUGUAUUAUAGAAACAGUCUUCUAGCCAUGGUAACAGCAAAAAAAUCAGAUCUAGUAGAUUCUAUGAAAGCUGUUACAUUAAGGGAUUGUGUUAUGCUUUUAGAAGCCGCAUGGAAUAAAGUUAGCAAAGAUACAAUGGCAAAAUGCUGGCAAAAUGUUUUGCGUUUCACGGAAAAUGAGACAGAUCCGGAGGAAGAUAUUCCGUUAAGCAUAUUGAAAGAAAAAAUAAACUCGGAACUGCAACAACAAAUGAAGCUCGCAGUUGAUCUGCUUUAUGAAAUAAACCCCCAGGUUGACUAUACAGUAUCAUCCAUUCAAAAGUGGAAUGAAGAUUUUCUACUGGGUAAUGUUUCUAAUUCGUGUGAAGCUGAGGAGUUAGAAGUGACCGAUGAUGAUGACAACGAUUUAGAUACGAGUACAAAUGUACAGACAAUAAAACCAGACGAAGCUGUCGAGAUAUUUAACCGGGCUUUGGAUUGGGCUCAAUGCGAGAAUGUUGAAUGA